CAUCAAUUAAAAUAUAAAAAUAAGAGAAAGAACACUGCACAUAAGGACUGAUGUCCUAGAAUUAUUUAAUUUCAGUUUUUUUUUCAAAACUAGGAGAAUGAGAUCUGUAGGUAGUUUCUAAUAUAAUUCUUUUUCAACAUUAUUUUCUCGACUAAUAAAUACAUGUCAUCAGCUAAGUGAAAUUAAGUCAAGUAAAUUUCCAUUCCUGUGUUUUAUUAUUUCAACUAAUUAACUCUCUUUCCAUAGAAUACUUCAGCCCGUUAAGAUGGUUGGGUACCUCUCUCUCUCUAUAUAUAUAUAUAUAUGGAUGAUGAGCCAAUAUAUAACAUACAACUCAUCCAACAUUAGUAUUUGAAUCUCUGCUUCUCUUCCAUUAUAGUUGAUUUGGGUGAAAAUGAUGGGUCUGUUUUCAUGGCUCUACUCUCUCAUCAUUCUCUUCUUUUUCUUCUUUGUUACUUCUUUGUCUUCUCCUUCUCCACCUCCAUUGUGCCAUCCCCAUGAAAGCUCUGCUUUGCUCCACUUUAAGAACUCUUUCACCUUUUAUAACGAUACAUGGUUCUGUAUGGUGGCCUAUGGGAUUAAUAAUCCUAAUAAUACAAUUUCAUGGAACAAAAACAUGGAUUGCUGCAGAUGGAGUGGAGUCACAUGUGAUGAGGUCACAGCUCAUGUCAUCCGUCUUGACCUUACAUGCAGUGGCCUUCAAGGCAUUCUUCACUCCAACAACACUCUUUUCUCUCUUGCUCAUCUCCAAUCUCUUAUUCUCUCUCACAAUUUUUUUUAUGAUUCCCAAAUUUCAUCUAAAUUUGGUAAGUUUUCAAAAAUGGUUCACCUUGACCUUUCUGACUCAGGUUUCACUGGCCAUGCCCCUCUCCAAUUGUCUCAAUUGUCCAACUUGGUUACACUUGACUUGAGUUGGAAUGAUGGUUUGAAACUAGAGACAUCUAGCUGGAAAAGAACUAUAGCAAACCUAACAAGUCUCAGAGAAUUGUUUCUUAGUGAUGUCAAUAUGUCUUCUACUUCACCUGAUUCCUUUAUGAAUCUGUCAACUUCUUUGACAUCUCUUGAUCUUAGUAGGAGUCAAUUGCAGGGGAAACUUCCAGAAAAUGUUCUCAGUUUGCCAAACCUUCAACAACUUGAUUUGAGUUCCAACUCAUAUCUCAAUGGUUCUUUUCCACAAUAUAAUUGGAGCAGCCCACUUAAAGUAUUGAAUCUUUCUCGAUCUGAAGUCAUGAUAGAUCUACCUCAUCUUUGUAGAAAGUUGAAGUAUUUACACAUUUUGUCUCUAUGGAAUUACAAUUUCUUAAAACUUUCUCCCACAUUGCUUGACAACUGCACACAAAUCACUUCCUUAGACCUUUCUUUUAAUAAGUUUGGUGGUUAUAUCCCAUGGUCCUCCAUUUUAAAUCUACAACAAUUAACCCGUUUGUAUCUUUCAGGGAAUAAUUUCGUAGGUCCAAUUCCACAAAUUUGUAGUAACUCAACAAAAAAUUCAUUUUCGUGUGUCUCUUCAAAACAUCAAUUAGUGGGUUCUCCUCCAUUGAAUUUAAAAUAUCUAGAUUUAUUUAUGAAUGAGCUUAAUGGGACAAUACCAUCUUGGUUAUAUUCCCUUCCAUCUUUACAAUAUUUAGAUCUAAGUUCCAACAAAUUCAGUGGUAGCAUUCAGGAAUUCCAACAUAAUUCUUUGGUAUCUCUUUCUUUAUAUUCUAAUAACUUACAAGGCUCUUUCCCAAGAUCAAUUUUUCAGCAAGUCAAUCUCUCGUUUUUGUAUCUUUUCUCAAAUAACUUGAGUGGUGUUGUGCAAUUUGAUCAAUUUUCAAAGUUAAAAAAUCUCCAACAUCUUUCUCUUUCUGAUAAUAGCUUAUCAUUGAUAUCUAACAGUAAAAAUAAUGAUACUUUGCCCAAUACUCUUUUUGAUUUAUAUUUGUCUUCAUGUGGUAUAAGUGAGUUCCCGUACUCCUUAAGAAGCUUAGAAAAUUUAAGAGACUUGGAUCUCUCCAACAAUCAAAUUGAAGGCAGUGUUCCCCAAUGGCUGUGGAAUAUGGGUAAGGAUUCAUUGCAUUUCCUAGAUAUUUCUCACAACUCUUUAACGCAAAUAGAUCAGAUUCCAUGGAAUAAUCUAGAAUACAUUAACCUCCGCUCCAACCGACUUCAAGGUCAUCUUCCAAUUCCACCACCAUAUACGAUGUAUUUUUCAAUCUCAAACAAUACAUUGGAUGGGGAAAUAUCACAUCUGAUUUGCAAUCUCAGUUUGCUUGAAGUCCUUGAUUUGUCAAAUAACAAUUUGAGUGGGAACAUUCCUCCAUGCUUAGGAAAUUCAAGUCUCUCUGUGCUAGAUUUGCACAAGAAUAAGCUUCAUGGCAUCAUUCCUUCACAUUUUGCAAAGGGAAACCAACUAUCAGUUUUGAAUCUCAACGAAAAUCAAUUGGAAGGGUCAUUACCAAAGUCUUUGUUCAAUUGUAAAGAGCUGGAAUUUUUAGAUAUUGGAAACAACAAGAUAAAUGGAUCAUUUCCCUGGUGGUUGGAAUCUCUUCCGAAUCUCCAAGUUCUUAUCUUGAGAUCUAAUAGAUUUCAAGGUCCAAUAGGCAAUCCCAAGGUGAGACAUCCCUUUCACAAUUUGAGAAUUAUGGAUCUCUCUGGCAAUGAAUUCACUGAUCAUUUGCCCCAAAAAUAUUUUAAGAAUUUUGUGGGAAUGGUGAAUGCUACUUCAGAUUACUUGAGAUACAUGAAAAAACUUUCACCUGGUGGUAACUAUUAUGAAAUCAGCUCAUUGACAAUAAAAGGAUAUUAUGCUGAGUUGGAGAAAAUCCAAACCAUGCUUAUAGUCAUUGACUUCUCAAGAAAUAACUUCACAGGAGAGAUCCCAGAAUUGCUUGGUAAGCUCAACUCACUCAAAGGGCUCAAUUUUUCACAUAACAAGAUCUCUGGUAGUAUUCCACCAUCUUUGGGAAAUCUGACCAAUCUGGAAUGGUUAGAUCUCUCCUCAAACAAGCUUGUGGGGAAGAUUCCAUGGCAAUUGGCAGCAAAUCUAAAUCAACUCCAAUUUUUAAAUCUUUCUGUGAACCAAUUGGAGGGGCUUAUACCUCGCAGUCGACAAUUUGAUACAUUCACAAACGAUUCAUACAAAGAGAAUUUGGGCUUAUGUGGGUUUCCAAUUUCAGAAUCAUGCAACAAGAACACCACACCCCAAUUUCAGCAAGAAGACGAUGAGGAGCAUGUGAAUGGAUUUUAUUGGAAAAUUGUGUUAAUGGGAUUUAGAAGUGGAAUGGUUAUUGGAAUUUCGGUGGGAUACAUGUUCCUUUCAGAUAAAAUUAUUGAUGGACUUGUCAAAACAGUGAAAGGAGAACAAUAACAUCUUUUGGCAAAAAGAUCAAAGCAGAGCGAGGCUCAUCAAAAUGUUGGAAAUUGAGAGAAGAGAUUAGUUUACAUUUUUAGUCUAUUGUGUUUCAUUUUGUUUAAAUGUAUGUUGUUUGUUAUUGUAGCUCGUUAUUAUGUAAGUUAUUUUUAAAUGAAUUUUAGUCAACUUUACAAAAACUAUGUUGUUUAAAUGAACUUUUUUUUUUUUUGUUUCAUUUUUCUCUAUACACU
Molecule: messenger RNA, 3585 nt
Organism: Humulus lupulus (European hop)
Lineage: Eukaryota; Viridiplantae; Streptophyta; Magnoliopsida; Rosales; Cannabaceae
Product: receptor-like protein 6
Exons: 1
Coding region: 395-3349 (984 amino acids)
Molecular function (GO): protein binding
Source: RefSeq, a predicted model, not a curated record